UUUGGUCAAAGGUAUGAAUUUGCUUUGCCGAAGACUCAACCGUCGAGGACUUUGAUCAACUCAACUCAAAUUCAUAUUUUUUUUCUUCAAGUAAUGGACAUUUGAUUACUAUUUUUGCCUCCAGUUUGUUCCUGAAGGAAAGGCUAGCCUAGCUGUCACAGCCCCACCCAUAAGAAGUAUUUCAGUUGAUAUUAAAACCAUGAAGGUUGUCGAUAUUAAAUUGAUGAAAUAAGAGAUAUAAGUGCCUGAAAAGCACACUCUAAUAUACCCGAGACGCUGAGGAUCUAUAUUACUCAUAAUAUGGCAGGGGGACCAGUGGACCCCAGAGAGAUUUUGAAGGGGGUGGAAGCUCUGUUGGGCAAAGAUGGAGAGCUCCGCAGCCUGGAAGGAGUCCCAAAGGUGUUUAGCCUGAUGAAAGCUUCUACGAAGAUGGUCAGUAGAUGUAUGUACCUGAACAUCCUGCUGCAGACGAAAUCCCAUGAUGUUCUUAACAGGUUUAUCAGAGUUGGGGGGUACAGGCUGCUUAACUCCUGGCUCACCUACUCCAAAACCACCAACAACACCCCCCUGCUGCAGCUGAUCCUUCUCACUCUACAGAAGUUGCCUCUCAAAGUGGACCACCUCAAACAGAACAACACAGCCAAGCUUGUGAAGCAGCUGAGUAAGAGUGCAGAAACUGAAGAUCUGAGGAAACUGGCAUCCGUGCUUGUAGAUGGCUGGAUGGCUACAAUCCGCUCCCAGAGUGUCUCAAGCAGUGCAAACUCUCCUGCUGAUAGAAAAAAGAAGAAGGAAGAAAGCAAGAUGCAGGUACGGGAUGUGAAAGAAAAGAAUGGAGAUGAGGAGAGGAAGAAGGAGAAACCUAAAGCUCAUGCACCUAGCCACACAAAGAUUCGCUCCAUAGGAUUGGAGAUGGACAUUCCCAACGUGGCCCCAGCUAAGAAGACGCCGGCCGCCCCACAGCUUGGUGACAAGUACAACAUCAAGCCUCCAGUCCUCAAGAGGCCAUGCUCUGGUCCAGCAGAUGCUCCACCUCAGGAGAAAAAAUACAAACCUCUAAAUACCCCCUCUAACUCUACCAAAGAGAUCAAAGUCAAGAUCAUUCCAGCACAGCCAAUGGAGUGCACAGGGUUCCUAGAUGCUCUGAAUUCUGCCCCAGUGCCUGGAAUUAAGAUCAAGAAGAAAAAACCUGGUACUAGUAAUACAGCUAAUACCAAGGCGGUCUCCCCUACAUCUAACAAGGCGAGUCCAUUUGACAGCAAACCCUCUACGUAUUCGUCUUCCUCUGCUAAACCGUCAUCUCCAGAAACUGCUGCGUCCACCGCUCCUGAUGAAAACCAGGAGGCAGAGCAACCUGGAACCCCUGUUCCCUCUGAGGACCCUGAGGCCUCUGACAAUGGCGAAAAGCCCAAUGCUCUGGCAGAACCACGUGGAGAAGAAGAAAGCUUGACCAAGAAGGGCAAGAAGAAGAAGACAGUUCACUGGGCUGAGGAGGAGCAGCUCAAACACUACUUCUACUUUGAUCUGGAUGAGACAGAAAGAGUCAACGUCAACAAGAUUAAAGAUUUUGGUGAGGCUGCCAAACGAGAGCUGAUGAUGGACAGGCAGACGUUUGAGAUGGCCCGUCGGCUCUCCCAUGACACUAUGGAAGAGAGGGUCCCCUGGACACCCCCAAGGCCCCUGAUGCUGGCUGGCAGUCUGGUUACCCCCGGGGCCAACAGCACAGAGAAACUCACUCAAAGAGACCGUGAGAUGGGCAUCCUGCAGGAGAUCUUCCUAAGCAAAGAAAGUGUGCCUGACAGUCCGCAUGAACCAGACCCAGAGCCUUAUGAACCCAUGCCUCCACGUCUCAUCCCUCUGGAUGAGGACUCCUCCAUGUUGGAUGACAGCUACGGUGAGCCCAUGGACACCACAUCACAGCAGGGUUCUGCCAUGGCCCAAAACGAGAGCUCCAAGCUGCCACCCGUCCUGGCCAACCUUAUGGUCAACCUGAGCAACAGCUCCCGUAGCCCGCAAGCCACAAACACUGUCAACAACCCUGUGGCUCCCACAGUCAAUGUACAGGAGCUGCUCUCAUCUAUCAUGGGGGCUUCUGGUAACCAGUCUACUGAAGACUUGAUCAAGCAGCCUGACUUCUCAGACAAGAUUAAACAGCUGCUGGGCUCCUUGCAGCAGACCCAGAGCCAGAGCCCAGGUGGACCUCCACCAGUGAACCAGGGUUUGUUGGGCCAUGGUCCGGGCAUGAACAAUAUGAACAACAUGAACAUGCACAUGCAGAUGCCCAUGAACGGCGGCUACCCACCCAACAACCCACCUGGCGGGCCUCGCUACAACCACCCCCCGCCCCCUCACAACCAUGGACCACCUUUCAACACUGGUGGAGGCCCACGCAUGAUGGGGCCACCGCCAGGUCAGGGCCGAGGAGAUAAUGGCAACUACUGGGGAGACGACUCCAUGAGAGGAGGGCCCCACCGAGGGGGUCACUUCCAUCGAGGAGGCCGGGGCCGGGGAGGAGGAGAGCCAGGUUUUAGGGGUCGAGGACGUGGAGGCCCUAGAGGAGGGCACAACAACAUGAAUGACAUGUCCAAGAGACCUGUGUGUCGUCACUUCAUGAUGAAGGGAAGCUGCAGGUAUGAGAGCAACUGUGCCUUCUACCACCCUGGGGUAAACGGACCACCGCUGCCUCCCAACCACCCUGCUAACAACCAACACAACCAGCAUGCACAGCAUGGACACUAGGCGACACUGCUUCCAACCUUGAAACAUCUCUGAUAUCUGAUAUGUUGGCCUCUGGAAGAGCCAUUCUCUGUGAUCAAACCAUUGCAGGGUGUCUGGGCUGUUGUUAGACACAAACAGAGUGAGAAGGAAGUUCUGUCCUACACUCUUAAAGUAUAUGUGAAGUCAUUCUGUAGGUCACUAAGCUGAAGCAGUGAGCUCUGCCUCACUCGAGAACAAACGGAGAAGGGAGUGUAAGUGAGGGACUCAAAGACUGAGAGAUGAUCACCGGUGGGACUGUGUGUUUUUAUUGUGGUCAUUUUUAACAGGGACACUGAAACAAGCCACCACACCUGACCACUAUGUGUGAGCUCGCUACCUUAUCUGCUCUGUCCUUUCACCAGUAAAAGGGUCAACCAAACGGAAGUUUCCUACUCACCAGGAAGUUUUCCACCUGGCUGAACUCCCUUGUUGUGGCUGUUCUGCUGUGUAACUACAUGUGAUGUUGCUUACAUACUUUGUCCUAGAUUUGUUACCAGAUUUGUGGUCAUCAGUCAGGUUCGUAGAGAAGAGUCAGAAAUCUUUUCCCUUCAUACACAAUUCUCACAGGUGAGACAAAAGUUUCGGAGGCACUUUAUAAAGGCCCACAGAAUUUAACCACAGUUAAGAUUUAUCAACACUUGGCCUGUAGAAGAAUUGCUAGUAAUUAAACUGCUUAAUUCCACCCAGUCCUGAGAAAAGAAUAGAAAUGAACUCUUCUGACGUGAUGAGGAAGGAUUUUCUGCUUUUUCUUUCAGCAGCUGGUAUUGAAUGUGAAGUGACUGCGAGUAAACAACACUGAGUAUGUUAUCACAUGCAGGCUUUCCCUCUGUGCACUCUGGGUCAGCAGCUCACAGUCCGACUAUCAGCUUCAUGUGUGUGCUGUGACAAUCACAAGUGUCAGACAUACUAUGGUCCUGUCAGAAGAGCAGCUUCUCCCUGAGCUGCUGCUUCUGUCUUCUGUACUCCCAUCUGAACCCAGGAGGGGUUUAUAUUGUCAGUGUUAAGGACUCAGAUGAACGAUUAACCACUCUGGGAUCAGCUAUAUUGAGUGUUUUCUGUGAAAACAAUGACCUCUGUGUCUCUUGUGGGACUGUUAGAAUGUAAUGUUUUUUGUUGCUCCCUCCACCCUACAUAUGUUUUUGUUUUUGUUUUGUUUGGAUUUUUUUUAUAUACACUCUUGAGAAUGUCGGCCCCUUGGGUUUAGGUUUUUGUCAGUAUGAAAUGUUUGCAUUCGUUUGUUUCUAUGAAUACUGACUACACAUACAUACAUUUCAUAUUUCAGUUGAAUUCUUUUGUACACAGUGUAUUGAAUAAAUGUCCAAAUAUAGAUUGUGUUGUUUUAUUUGAGAGUGGGACAGCUGAAAACAAAUGUAUUUUGGAUGAAAUGGAAGCACUCUGCAAAAAAUAAAUCCAGGGAAUGUGGACAUAAUGCAAACACCUGUAUAAUGUGCAAUACAUACAUUAAAGGAUGGGUUAAGAUUUUUUUAGAUCUUUAUACAACAUUCACAUGCCAGUUGGACUCUGAAAGUGUUUUCAGUCAUUCCUUCUGUCUGAAUUGGCCAUGAAGUGAUCCAUCCUAGUGCAACUUUAAACUGUAAAUGAUGGAAGGCAGAUUCAACCUGAGGGCCAUUUGACAAAUAUCUUGUUUACGGGGAUAGGGCUAAAUACAAAAAUAUAAACAUAGCACAGUCCACACCUGAAAAUUACUAGAGAUGAACCAACACAAAACGCUCUACAAAAUCUGAAAGACAAAUCC
This is a messenger RNA of Chelmon rostratus (copperband butterflyfish), 4510 nucleotides long. It is a transcript of the gene ppp1r10, whose product is annotated as protein phosphatase 1, regulatory subunit 10. Lineage: Eukaryota; Metazoa; Chordata; Actinopteri; Chaetodontiformes; Chaetodontidae. Gene Ontology annotation, cellular component: nucleus. Gene Ontology annotation, molecular function: metal ion binding. The coding region runs from base 301 to 2736 and encodes 811 amino acids. The transcript is spliced from 19 exons. The record is from RefSeq and is a predicted model, not a curated record.